AUGGCCACCGAAUGGUCUCUGGAUUUCUGCCUGGUCUGUGAUCGACAGACACUUGGAGGUCCAUAUUGCUCUCAAACUUGCAGAUUGGCAGAACUGGAUCUCGUUUCAUCCGAACUACCACUUCCUUCAUCUGAAGCAACCACAACCACGACAAAGUCUUCCCGUUCACAUCCGUCUCGAUCCUUGUCGCCUUCUUCAUCACAAACAUCUCUCUCAUCGCUCCGGAGUAACAUCUCAUUGAACUCCGCCCUGUCAAACCAAUUCCAGAACGAGUUACGGGAUUACGCCAGCUGUUUCGACCAAGUCCGCGACUUGAAGCGACGAAUGACCUCAUGA
Molecule: messenger RNA, 336 nt
Organism: Aspergillus chevalieri
Lineage: Eukaryota; Fungi; Ascomycota; Eurotiomycetes; Eurotiales; Aspergillaceae
Exons: 1
Coding region: 1-336 (111 amino acids)
Source: RefSeq, a predicted model, not a curated record